Molecule: messenger RNA, 2521 nt
Organism: Carya illinoinensis
Lineage: Eukaryota; Viridiplantae; Streptophyta; Magnoliopsida; Fagales; Juglandaceae
Product: LEAF RUST 10 DISEASE-RESISTANCE LOCUS RECEPTOR-LIKE PROTEIN KINASE-like 2.1
Exons: 3
Coding region: 59-2065 (668 amino acids)
Biological process (GO): protein phosphorylation
Molecular function (GO): ATP binding; protein kinase activity; polysaccharide binding
Source: RefSeq, a predicted model, not a curated record
CAUCAUCAUCUUCAUCAUCUGGUCAUCUCUCACCCCGGUACCCGCUUUCCUUACAAACAUGGACGCCCCAUAUUUCUCUACAUCUCUACCUUCCAUCCUCCACAUCUCCUUCUUCAUCAUCCUAACAGUACUACCACUUCCACCAUCUUACUGCAUCGGCGAUGAUCCCUUAUUCGAGGAGUGCGGUCGUCCCUACCACUGUGGAAGGUUCGAAAACAUUUCGUUCCCUUACUGGAUAGACGAUGAUCGGCCGGACUAUUGCGGGCAUAGGGAUAAGGGGUACGAGUUGAAGUGCUCCAAUGAUGAAGACAAUAAUGAAUACCCUGUUUUGCAAUUUGAAGAGCUAGAGUUCCGGGUACUGAAUUUCAACCAGAGUACAAAGAAUAUGACCAUUGCAAGAAUGGACCUCUGGGAUAAUCUCUGUCCUAAAAAAAAGUUGACUACCGCUUUGAAUUACACCUUGUAUGAUUAUACUUCAACCGUUCAGAACCUAACUUUAUUCUAUCGCUGCCAUCAAGCCAUACCGCCCUUGAAUAGAUCAUUUGAAUGCGGCCCAGGAGCUUGGAAUAAUGCUUACUUCGUAGACGACACUUUGCCGCCCGGUAUCAAUCUAUCUAAAUUUUACCAAUCAUGUGAUGCUACUGUGAAAGUUCCCAUUUUCAAAACGAGUGCUCUCAAUGGCUUCCUUGCGGGUGGAGAAACAGUACUACCGUUACUGGUGGAAGCUCUGAAGGAAGGGUUUGAGGUGGAAUACGAUCGAUCGUUGCUGGUUGCCUGUAGUGGGUGUGAGCACUCAGGCGGAAGAUGCGGCUCUAAUAGCACCUCCCCGUUUGUCUGCUUUUGCCGUGACGGAGUGCAAUCUUUCAAUUGUGGUCCAAACGACUCAGACGGCGGGAAGUUCGGCAGAUUGAAAGUGAUAAUAAUAGCAUUUGCCAGUUUAUCUAUUGUAAUUGGAGUUCUGAUAAUUGGCCUCUGCUUCAAGAGAAAGUUUACAUCCAUUAAUAUCAUUCAUUUUUUCGAGAAGGAAAAUCUAACUCAUCAAAGUGUUGAGACAUUUCUAAGGAAUAAUGGACCAUUUUCAAUAAGAAGAUACAGUUACUCAGAUAUCAAGAAAAUGACCAACUUCUUCAGAGAUCAAUUAGGCCAAGGAGGCUAUGGUUGUGUCUACAAGGGAAAGUUACCAGAUGGUUCUUUUGCAGCAGUGAAAGUUUUGAAAGAAUCAAAAGGAGAUGGAGAGGAAUUCAUUAACGAGGUUACGAGCAUUAGUAGGACCUCCCAUGUCAACAUUGUUACUCUUAGAGGCUUUUGUUUCGAGGGUUCUAAAAGAGCUCUUAUAUACGAGUUUAUGCCUAAUGGAUCUCUCGAGAAGUUCAUAUACCGAAAAGCUCCACCAAAAGUUGAUCAUCAUCAAUUGGGAUGGGAAACAUUAUACAUGAUUGCAGUUGGCAUAGCUCGAGGAUUAGAGUACUUACACAGAGGUUGUAACACACGAAUCUUGCAUUUUGACAUUAAGCCUCACAACAUUCUUCUGGAUGAGAACUUCUGUCCAAAGAUUUCUGAUUUUGGCCUUGCAAAAAUAUGCCCUAGAGAAAAUAGUAUCAUAUCAAUGGUGGGUGCAAGAGGCACCGUGGGAUAUAUAGCUCCGGAAGUAUUUUGUAGAAAUUUUGGAGGGGUCUCACAUAAAUCCGAUGUUUAUAGCUACGGAAUGAUGGUUUUAGAAAUGGUUGGGGGUACAAAUAAUAUAGAUGUUGAGACUGAUCAUACCAGUGAAACAUACUUUCCACAUUGGAUAUACAGACACCUUGAACUAGAUAAAGAACUAUGGAUGCAAGGUAUCAUAAAUGAAGAGGACGAACAAAAUAUAAAGAAGAUGCUAAUAGUGGGUUUGUGUUGUAUACAGACCGAUCCGUCAAAUCGUCCAGCGAUGAGUAGAGUUGUGGAUAUGCUAGAAGGAAGCCUCGACUCUUUGCAAAUCCCACCGAAGCCUUUUUUGUCUUCCCCAUCACAACCUCUAGGUGAUUCUUCGACUACAAUGGCUCUCCAUUAUGAUUCUAUUAUAUCUUGAAAAACAUCUUUUUCUUAGAAAAUGAAAUCUUAAUCCUUGGUAGUAACCUUUUAUUUGUGUCACUUAUAUCAUGUUUUAGCUUGUCAAAAGACCUUACAAUGGAAGACAACUAUAUUUGAUUGCCUCAAAUAUGCAAUAAUACCUAGUGAAUGGCUCCCAUGACAAAUUUAUAAUUCUUUUAUUCGAUCUUGGUAAGUUGUAAUCAUGUCCUUAUGUAAAUGAAAUUCCCUACCUAAUCUUAUAUAUAUAGGUAGUUCAAAUAACCAUAAAAGCACCACAAAUUGAUGGAAAGAGUACUACAGGUUAGUUUUGAGGAAUAUAUGAUAAUAAUUUACCAUCGGAUUUCAAGAAUGUAUAGGCACAGUGCAAGGAUACUUUUUGUUGUGUAAGUGAAAAAAUACUAUGGAAAUAGAAGUUUUUGUGAAGAAUAAUACUAAGGAUCGAGAUUGAACACAA